AUGAACUCAGAUGACUUUAGGGAUGUCAAUGCUACCCUUCAAAUUGCAGCCAUCCACUUGGGGCUACAUCAAGCCUGUGAUUCGAUGAAAGAGACGUAUGUCGAAGCACUGAAUGGAAAAAAGGCCAUAUACUCUUAUCUGGAUGCACAAUGCCAUAUUCUCGAUCACUUUUUUGAUAUGAUUACCUAUAGGUAUUCAAUAUUUGGUAUUUUGGAAAGGAAUAAGGUUGAUAUCAAUAUGUUAAAGAAGAAACAGGCAGAUUUGGAUCCGCUUCCCAAGCUUAAUGACGUAGGUACUAGUGUUUGA
This is a messenger RNA of Lactuca virosa, 306 nucleotides long. NCBI's taxonomy places the organism in Eukaryota, Viridiplantae, Streptophyta, Magnoliopsida, Asterales, Asteraceae. The record is from the annotation of a GenBank genome assembly.